Vittaforma corneae ATCC 50505 is the source of this 1830-nucleotide messenger RNA. RefSeq lists its product as uncharacterized. Lineage: Eukaryota; Fungi; Microsporidia; Nosematidae. The transcript has a single exon. The annotation marks the transcript as partial. Gene Ontology annotation, molecular function: ATP:ADP antiporter activity. Gene Ontology annotation, biological process: nucleotide transport. Gene Ontology annotation, cellular component: membrane. The record is from RefSeq and is a predicted model, not a curated record.
GUGGUACUGUGGCUACCAGUGUGGCUGUUGGCAUAUGAAGCUGCUGUUGUGUGUGGUGAAGUGCACAACCAACCAGGACAGAAUAUAGAAUCCGUGCCGCCUGGUAUUAAACUCGCGAUGUGCAUUAUUGCUGGUUUAUUUAUUAUUUAUUUGUUUUUAAACAAAUACUUAAUUAAGCCCAUGCAAGUUGAUACUGCCAAUAAUCUCCCACCUGAACAACAAAUUGAGGAUGAGGCAAACAGUAGGACAGGCAUUUUAAAAAAUUUUAGGAUAGCAUCCCGCGAAUACACAAGAUUUGCGCUGUUUGGUAUAAUGUUUGGUAUUAUUGGCUUUAUUUACUCAUUUAUGAGAAUCCUGAAAGAUAACUAUGUAAUGUCCAGACAGGAGCCUAUCUGUAUCUUAUACAUCAAGCUGUUCUAUAUUGCGCCUCUAUCGUUUCUAAUUGUUUUUGCUAUUAAUUAUCUCCUUGUCAGGCGAUCAGUUUCUAACCUUUUCUCUCUCUUUUCGCUGGCAUUUAUGGGAUUGUUCUUUCUCCUGGGAACCUUCGUAAUGUUUGAAAAGCAGAUGCUGUUCAGCACAUCCCUCUUGGGAACAAAGCUCACCGCCCUUGCCACACAAACAAAGCACAUUGGAUUUCUAAAGUACCUGAUAUUGACGUUAAUCGAGCCAUUGGCAACAUCAGUUUAUAUCGUUGCAGAGCUGUGGGGCUCUCUGAUUCUGUCCUAUCUAUUUCUCUCAUACAUGAAUGAAAUCUGCACCGAACGACAGCACAGCAGGUUUAUUCCUCCGCUGUUUAUUAUCGCCAACGUCUCCCUAUUUGCAUCAGCCAUGGUGACCACGCUGUUUUUUAAAAUUGAAGAAGGGCUAACAAGUGACCAGAAAACUAUAUUCAUGGGUCUAAUAUUCUUUUUAGAAGGCUUUCUUGUACUUGCGAUGCUUUUUUGUAAAUACAUUCUCGAGACUAAGGUUAUUACCAAGCCCAUAUUCAUUUCCGAUAAAAUAAAAAAAGCAAAAGCUCCGAAGGUGACUCCUGGUUUUGCAGAGAGUUUGCAGAUCAUGAGAAAGUCAAAGUUCCUAUUGGCAAUGUGCACAGUUGUGUGUUUCUAUAGCGUGGCAUUCAAUGUUCUUGAGACUGUUUAUAAAAACGGCAUCAAAAGGGGUGCUGAUGAAAUGAACAUCGAGCGUGGAAAGUAUUCUGGAAAGUUUAAUAGCUACGAUCAGUAUGUGACGUCAGUAUCGGUUAUUUUAUUGAACAUGUCAGCAUUCUCAAAAUUUGUAGAUAAACAAGGAUGGCUGUUUGUUGCCAUGAUCACACCCAUUGUUGGACUGAUCUCUUCAUUUUGUAUUCUUGGGCUAGGCUCGUACAACUCGGCAGCGGAUAGAAACUCAUUUGGUUUUUUAAAUUCAGUGCUAGGCGGGUCAGCAACAUUCAUUGCACUGGAAAAUUACCUGGGAACGUUCUGCCUGGCGGCAAUGAAAAUUUUUAAAUACACGGCGUUUGAUGUUACGAAAGAAAGAAUAAGCAUGAGGAUUGAGUCGAGAUACAGGCCAAAGUUCAAGAGUAUUUAUGAUGGAAUUUUUAAUAAGGUUGGCAAGUCUGUAGGUGCGGCAUACGGAAUACUGGUGACUAGCUUAGUAUCUGAUAUUGACUUUAGAGGGUUCUCGCCCUUCACAUCUACGGCAAUGGCAGCUGUUAUAGGUAUAUGGAUUUUCUGGGUAGUCUAUCUUGGACGCUCGUUCAAUACAAGUCUGAAAACUAACGAGCCCAUUGACAUUGACAUUACCGAAGAAGCCAACUCCGAGAAACAGGAAUUAAAAAAGGCUUUGUAA